AAUGCCGUAUGCAAUAUUGCGGCUACCGGCUUAUACAUUAUUUACUCCUCGUGUACGAGAUAAUUUACGGUUUCACUAUUAACUUUUGUAAUAAUUGUUAUUUGUUCGUCGUACGUUUUUACGAAAAUGAUGUCACAGAACGGCGCUCCAGUUUUGGUGUUGAACACUAACACCAAAAGAAAAUUUGGACAUAAAGUCCAGAAAGAAAAUAUAGCCGCAGGUAAAGCAAUUGCAGAUGUGGUGCGUACAUGUAUCGGGCCCAGAGCUAUGCUUAAAAUGUUAAUGGAUCCAAUGGGCGGAAUUGUAAUGACUAAUGAUGGAAAUGCAAUUCUACGAGAAAUCACUGUCCAGCAUCCAGCAGCCAAGUCAUUUAUUGAGAUUGCUCGUACACAGGAUGAAGAAGUUGGUGAUGGUACUACUUCAGUUGUGGUACUUGCUGGGGAAAUUUUAGGUGUUGCUGAACAAUUUUUGGAACAAAAAAUUCAUCCAACUGUAAUCAUUAGGGCAUAUCGCCAAGCCCUUGAAGAUAUGUUAAACAUUUUAGAUAAAGAGUUCAGUAUUCCUUUACCUAUGGAUGAUGAAAAUAAACUGAUUGAAGUAAUUCAAUCAUGUAUAGGUACUAAAUUUAUAGGUACCUGGUCAGACUUAGCAUGCAGCAUUGCUUUGAAUGCUGUAAAAACAGUGAGAAUUAAGGAAGAUGGUCGUACUGAAAUUGAUAUAAAGAGGUAUGCCAAGGUAGAGAAAGUGCCUGGUGGCGCAAUUGAAGAUUCUGAAUUAUUAAAUGGCAUUAUGUUGAACAAAGAUAUCACGCAUCCUAAAAUGAGAAGAUUAAUCAAAAACCCCAGAAUUAUUCUUUUAGAUUGUUCCUUGGAGUUUAAAAAAGGCGAAAGUCAAACAGAAGUAGAAAUUGUUAAAGAAACCGACUUCACUAGGUUAUUACAGAUUGAAGAAGAGUUUAUUGAACAAAUUUGCAAUGAUAUUAUUGCAUUAAAACCAGACUUAGUAUGUACUGAAAAAGGAGUUUCUGAUCUAGCACAACAUUAUUUAAUGAAAGCAAAUAUAUCCGUGUUAAGACGUUUAAGAAAAUCUGAUAACAAUCGUAUUGCAAGAGCUUGUAAUGCUACGAUUGUGACACGAACUGAUGAACUUCGUGAAAUUCAUGUUGGAACGGAAGCCGGUCGUUUUGAAGUUAAAAAGAUUGGUGAUGAAUAUUUCACAUUUAUUACUGAAUGCAUCAAUCCAAAAGCCUGUACUAUAUUACUUAGGGGACCAAGCAAAGAUAUAUUGAACGAGGUAGAAAGAAAUUUACAAGACGCUUUGCAUGUAGCUAAAAACAUUAUGUUGAACCCAAGAUUAGUUACAGGCGGUGGUUCCAUUGAAAUGGCUAUAUCACAAGCGUUAGUGAAAAAAAGCUCAAAUAUAGCAGGUGUCGUCCAGUGGCCCUAUAAAGCUGUUGUUCAAGCAUUGGAAGUGAUACCGCGUACUCUUUUACAAAAUUGUGGUGUUAGCACUAUAAGAACAAUGACAUCGUUAAGAGCCAAACACUCAGUCAAAGGCAAUGAGUAUUGGGGUAUUAAUGGUGAAACUGGAGAAAUGUGCAAUAUGAAAGAUCUGAAGGUAUGGGAACCAAUUGUAGUUAAAUCUCAAGUAUACAAAACUGCAAUUGAAACUGCCAUAUUAUUGGUACGGAUUGAUGAUAUUGUAUCAGGAACUAAAAAGAUUGGAGAUGAUGGACAGCCAAAACCAUCAGCACAGCCAACUGAAGAAUCUAUGAAGGAAUAGUCUAUGUUUUUAUUCAUCACUUAAUUAAUUUUAAAAACUUUUCUAUACUUUCCAAAACUUGCUUUUGCUCAUUUAUACUCAAUGCUAUUUAAUGCUUGAUCAUGUUAUUAAAAUUAUUUUUUAUACCUAUGUUACAACAUUAAUAUUUAAUAUUAUAAAAUUAUUUCUAUUAAUAUAUUUUUACAAAACCGUUAGCGUUUAAAGUUAUUGAAAUUUAUUAAAAAAAAUUAUUAUAGAAAAAGAAAUGUUUUCAUUGCUUACAAUUUAAAAAUAUGUGAAAAACAUCUUUAUUUUUACACUGUUAUGAUGAUAUCAUUAAUAAUAUAAUAAUGUACUUGUCGAUUUGCUAUUUUAACUACAACAAAUUAAACAAAUAACUAUUAGAUCAGUUCAAUAAUAGGAUUAAUACAGCUAUGAAACAAGCUUCAAUCAAUCUAUAAAACCAUGUUAGUCAACUUACUUCCAAUCAAUCAAAGGUAGAAAUAGCGCAUUAAUAUUAUUGUAACUAUCAAUAUGAAAAAUGUAUUAUGCAUAUAAAUAAAAGUACUUAUCGGUUAACACAACUGCCCAAUUA
Messenger RNA from Rhopalosiphum padi (bird cherry-oat aphid), 2356 nucleotides. RefSeq names its product T-complex protein 1 subunit gamma-like. Gene Ontology annotation, cellular component: chaperonin-containing T-complex. Gene Ontology annotation, molecular function: ATP binding; ATP hydrolysis activity; ATP-dependent protein folding chaperone. The record is from RefSeq and is a predicted model, not a curated record. The transcript has 2 exons. Gene Ontology annotation, biological process: protein folding. Bases 127 to 1782 code for a protein of 551 amino acids. Lineage: Eukaryota; Metazoa; Arthropoda; Insecta; Hemiptera; Aphididae.